Geodia barretti is the source of this 2624-nucleotide messenger RNA. The record is from the annotation of a GenBank genome assembly. NCBI's taxonomy places the organism in Eukaryota, Metazoa, Porifera, Demospongiae, Tetractinellida, Geodiidae.
UCCUUUUAUGGGAGUAUAAUUAUUAUACUCUUUUAUGGGCGUGCAGGUAUGAGCCCCUCCCACCACAAGUCACAUGCCGCGGGGAGAGCCGGUGGAAAAAUGAAGCCAUUAUGUGCCGUUUUUCUGUGGUUGCUGCAUUCGCAAGCCGUCGAUGCAUCCCAGCAGAAGUUGAAUGAGUUCGUCCGCCACUACGAGUCCGCUUGGGUGAAGGCUCAGUGGAGCCAAGAGACUCCACAGAUAAUAAAGUCCAGAUUCAACUUUAGCACACAUGGCAGGGAGUUUAGUGUUUAUGUGGAGACCCACACAAGCCUGUUUCAUCCUGAUCAUCAUCUCACUGUGGUGAAGGGAGGUAGAGAGGAGGUGAGGGAAGUGGACACCCGUCGUAUCGUUUUGGGGCAAAUUGAAGGAGAGAAGGGCUCUGUGGUGCAUGGAGUAAUAGUGGAUGGAGUCCUGGAAGGUGUUAUCUACAGUCGUGGGUAGGAAUUGUCUUGCUCAGUACAAUAGCAAUAAUGCUACUCUUUGCAGGGAAACAUACCAUUUGGAGCCAGCACACAGAUAUCCAGAGAGGGAUGUGGCUGGAGGUGGUAAUGCCAGUCAUAAUGUGGUGGUAUACAAGACCAGUGAUGUUGUGUAUGAUUUGGAGCACACUGCCUGCUCCAGUCACCAGUCUCCUAGACUUAGACUAAUUCAGGAGGCUGCAAGUCUGUCACAAACCCACCAAGACCUUCUCAGGAGAAGAAGAGCAAUUGACAAAGAGAAGAACACAUGUACAGUGAGGAUGGUGGCUGACUAUGUGUUCUAUGACAACAUCGGCCAGGGACAGGAGUCUACUACGCUGGAGCAGAUGGCGUUUCACGUUCUCAAUGCUGACCAGAUAUACACGUCCACAGAAUUUGUCCAAAGAAAUGGUGAAACAUUCAGUGGAUUUGGACUUGCCAUUCAUUCCACUAAGAUAUAUGCAGAUCCAAAUGACAGGAGCAACCCUUACAUCGGAAGUAAUUGGUCAGUUGAGGAUCUUUUGACUGCCUUUUCACAUGAGGAACUCAAUGAUGUGUGUUUAGGGCAUCUCUUCACCUACAAUGACUUUAAAGGAACAAUAGGCUUGGCAUAUGUCGGAGACCCAAGUGGCAGAAUACCAGGAGGUAUAUGCUCAAAGAGGAGUACAAAUCUUGGUGGCUCAGCAAACCUCAACACUGGAUUAACAUCUUUCCUCAACUUUGGAAGCAGAUUACCCAGAGCUGUCUCAUACAUCACAGUAGCUCAUGAGAUUGGCCACAACUAUGGCUCCCCACAUGAUCCAGCAGGCACGUCCUGUGCCCCCGGAGGCAGCUCUGGGAACUACAUCAUGUACCCGAGUGCCACGGACGGCUCUCGACCUAACAAUAACAGGUUCUCAGAGUGCAGUGUCAAGGACAUGGGUGCCACCAUUGAGAACAAUGGCGGUUGCUUCUUGAAACGUGAGAACUCUGAAUUAAUACACCCGUCAGACAAUUUUAUUCUGAGGAAAUAUCAUUGGCGUACUCUUUCAUGUGCUUGCUUGCUCAUAUUCUCCCUCCUGUACAUAAGGUCCCAGUCAGCAGGAAUGUGGUAACGGAGUGGUGGAGGGAGACGAAGAGUGUGACUGUGGCUCUACUGAGCCUGCCGUCUGCUGGGAGAGGGACCCCUGUUGUACCCCUGGUAAUUGCACCCUCAAUGAGACAGCCAUUUGCAGUCCUGAGGCCAGUCGAUGUUGUUCUAGUGAGUGCCAACCACUGGAGGCUGGAAUCCUCUGUCUCAGAGGAGAUGUGGAGAUUGGUGGCUGCCAGCAAGCCAGCUUCUGCAAUGGGACCUCGGCCGCCUGCCCUCCAGGAGACACCCUCGAGGACAACACUCCCUGCAAUGAUGGCAGCAACGUCUGUGAUCAUGGAGUCUGCAACGGUUCUGCCUGCACUCUCUAUAACACCACCGAGUGUUACUGCUCUAGAGAAGAUCAGCUAUGUGAAGUCUGCUGCGUAUUUGGAGGAGAGUGCAUCUCUACGUUUGAUUGGCCAGAGGCUGAGAACAUUACAGUACACCCAGGCUACCCCUGUCGUGACCUCACUGGAUACUGCAACCAAGACCUAGAGUGUGUGUAUGUGGACAACAAUGACAUUCUCAAUGACCUGCUAGAUAACCUAAAGGUAUGUAGGUAUAAAUUUAGGUAUAUACAGACUCUGCAGAGAUUGCUAUCUUUCUACUGCAUGUCUCUGUGCAGGAUCUCCUGUUCAAUCUCAAAUCUCUGACUCAAUGGCUCAAAUCGUAUUGGUAUUGGGUCCUCGCCAGCUUUGGAGGACUCAUCAUUCUCAUCAUUCUACUACAAGUUACAUACCGACGUAAGAAACCCAAGAAGACAGAGAGGGGGCCGGGAGAGCGCACCGAUGGUGGUCGUCCAGUGGGGAGGCGUGGCCAGAGGGGGCGUGGUCAGAGUGGGCACGGUCGGAGUGGGCGUGGUCAGGGGUACCAGAGGAGGGCGGACGAGAUCUCACCUCUAAUUGAGAGAACGAGUCAAACUUGAUAGCUAUGUGUCUGUGUGUGUAUACAGUCAUGAGUGUCUUCUGUUAUACAUGCUGCUUCUUCCAAUGAAUUUUUAUGGUAUUCUACAUAAA